This is a messenger RNA of Talaromyces proteolyticus, 887 nucleotides long. RefSeq lists its product as uncharacterized. Bases 339 to 665 code for a protein of 108 amino acids. The transcript has a single exon. The record is from RefSeq and is a predicted model, not a curated record. NCBI's taxonomy places the organism in Eukaryota, Fungi, Ascomycota, Eurotiomycetes, Eurotiales, Trichocomaceae.
CCGGGCCCCUGUCAAUGGGCGCCCUCUUUCACCCACCGCUCCUUUCAACGUCCCUGAGGCUUCGCCAUUGGCACUGUCACUCCUUUCAACCAAACCAACUGAGCAGAGCUCGCCCACACUCGUUUCACCAACACAACAUUCACUUGCGCAAGCAAUCGCAUUCUCUUCGGCCCUAUCCGAUCCCGUCUGCCGCAUUUCUCAUCCGCAGGAGUAUCGUUUGAAGAGAAACCCGUUGGGAAAAACCAGACACAAGUACAAGAUACAAACCAGUCCUCUGACAGGAACAUUUCCUUUAUAACACCUUCACGCCUUAACAAGCAAAGCCGCAAACCCUCAAAAUGAAGUUCGGAGCCGUUGUUGCCGCUCUAUCCAUGGCUGUCGCGCCUCUGGUAGCAGCCGACACAAGCACCAUCACGAGGACCACCACCAUUACCCAAACUGUUGUGCACGCAUCCACCGUCUUGGCCUCUUCCAGACCUGCCUCUUCAACUCCAUCCAUCAGGCCGUCCAGCACUGCCGUGGUGUCGGCAACAACUUCCGCCACCCCAAGCACUGUGGCCACUCCCUCGGCUACCCACACCGGUGCUGCUGUCGCAUUAGGACCAGGAGGUGUCUCUGCCGCCGUCGUUGCUGGAUCGUUCGCUGCAUUGUUGGCCGCUUUCUAAUCGCCUGUCCUAGAAGGAGCCUGGUGUGGCGUUUGUCUGAUUAAAUCGACUUUUCAGACCUAAUCAACACUCUGUUAGCAGCAGAUCAUAUUCACGAGUGCCGUUUAUCGGACGUUACGUUGUUAUUAUAAUACCCUUUUCCCUUCGUCUGGUCACGCAGCAUAUAGCAUGACCAUCACUUUUUGUUUUUGGGGACUUUUUAGUCAAGAUAUCACGAUUCCA